AGCAGGAGGAGGUGGAGGGAUCGCGGAGCGGGCAGGUCUGGCCACCUCGCCCCGCGCCCCGCCCCUGCGCGCACUCCCUCGCGGGCGAGCUACUUUCGGACUAGGAAAGUGAGGGCGGCCCCGGGUGACAGCGCGGCGGCGCCAGUCCCGGGAAGCCGCGUCUGUUCGCUUGUCUCCGGUCGCGCUCCCAGCGGCGCACUGCCCAGAGCCCGCCAUGGCUUCGACCACCACAUGCACUCGGUUCACCGACGAGUAUCAGCUCUUCGAGGAGCUCGGAAAGGGGGCAUUCUCAGUGGUGAGAAGAUGUAUGAAAAUUCCUACUGGACAAGAGUAUGCUGCCAAAAUCAUCAACACCAAAAAGCUUUCUGCUAGGGAUCACCAGAAGCUGGAAAGGGAAGCUAGAAUCUGCCGUCUCUUGAAGCAUCCCAAUAUUGUGAGACUUCAUGACAGUAUAUCAGAAGAGGGCUUCCAUUAUUUGGUGUUUGACUUAGUUACUGGGGGUGAACUGUUUGAAGACAUAGUGGCAAGAGAGUAUUAUAGUGAAGCUGACGCCAGUCAUUGCAUUCAGCAGAUCCUGGAGGCUGUGCUGCACUGCCAUCAGAUGGGCGUAGUCCAUCGGGACCUUAAGCCUGAGAAUUUGCUUUUAGCUAGCAAAUCGAAAGGAGCAGCUGUGAAACUGGCAGACUUUGGCUUAGCCAUAGAAGUUCAAGGCGACCAGCAGGCGUGGUUUGGUUUUGCUGGCACACCUGGAUAUCUCUCUCCAGAAGUCCUGCGUAAAGAUCCUUAUGGAAAACCAGUGGAUAUGUGGGCAUGUGGUGUCAUCCUCUAUAUCUUGCUGGUGGGAUACCCACCCUUCUGGGAUGAAGACCAGCAUAGACUGUAUCAGCAGAUCAAGGCUGGAGCUUACGAUUUUCCAUCACCAGAAUGGGACACAGUGACACCUGAAGCCAAAGACCUCAUCAACAAGAUGCUCACCAUCAACCCUGCCAAACGCAUCACAGCCUCUGAGGCACUGAAACACCCAUGGAUCUGUCAACGUUCUACUGUUGCUUCCAUGAUGCACAGGCAGGAGACUGUGGACUGCUUGAAGAAAUUUAAUGCUAGACGGAAACUGAAGGGUGCAAUCUUGACAACCAUGCUGGCUACGAGAAAUUUUUCAGCAGCCAAGAGUUUGUUGAAGAAGCCAGAUGGGGUAAAGAAAAGGAAGUCCAGUUCGAGUGUUCAGAUGAUGAUAAACAACAAAGCCAACGUGGUAACCAGCCCCAAAGAAAAUAUUCCUACCCCGGCGCUGGAGCCCCAAACUACUGUAAUCCACAACCCUGACGGAAUCAAGGAGUCAACUGAGAGCUCAAACACCACAAUUGAGGAUGAAGACGUGAAAGCACGAAAGCAGGAGAUCAUCAAAGUUACUGAGCAACUGAUUGAAGCUAUCAACAAUGGGGACUUUGAAGCUUACACAAAAAUCUGUGAUCCAGGCCUCACUGCCUUUGAACCUGAAGCUUUGGGCAACUUAGUGGAAGGGAUGGACUUUCACAGAUUCUACUUUGAAAAUGCUUUGUCCAAAAGCAACAAACCAAUCCACACUAUCAUCCUGAACCCUCAUGUGCACCUGGUAGGGGAUGACGCAGCCUGCAUAGCGUACAUCCGGCUCACACAGUACAUGGACGGAAGUGGAAUGCCAAAGACAAUGCAGUCAGAAGAGACUCGCGUGUGGCACCGCCGGGAUGGAAAGUGGCAGAAUGUUCACUUCCAUCGUUCGGGGUCACCAACAGUACCAAUCAAGCCACCCUGUAUUCCAAAUGGGAAAGAAAACUUCUCAGGAAGCACCUCUUUGUGGCAAAACAUCUGAAAACCAUUCACAUUUGGGUCUUCUAAUUGUCAACAGUGCCACUUCUUCAUUCUGUUUUCAAGGCACCUGGAGGGUAAUCCUGGGACGUCCUCUCCUCCUCUUCAUGCAUGUUUCUGAGUGCAUGAAGUUGUGAAGGUUCUACGUGUAAUGCAUAUGUGACGCAUCAUCUUAUCAUAUAUUCCUUCCUAUACAUUGUUUACACUCCAGCUACUGGAUGGGAUGUUCCAUGCAAACGUAAAUUAUUGUUGGCAAACUAUAGAGGGAGGUCAGACAAGAAAAUUCCACAAUAUUCCAAGUUCAACUGAUCCAUCAGGUUUCUCUGUUUAUGCCAAGAUUUAAAAGACUUAAUUAAAACUAUUGUGCUCUGAAUGAUGGUUUGUAAGAGAAAAGUAAAUCUUUUUAGAAUGCUGCCAUUAAUCUGUUUGGGCUUUUUGUUGGGAUUUUUGUUUUGUUUUUGCUUUUAAGGCAAAAUAUAUAUAUAUAUAUAU
This is a messenger RNA of Acomys russatus (golden spiny mouse), 2337 nucleotides long. RefSeq names its product calcium/calmodulin dependent protein kinase II delta (gene Camk2d). Gene Ontology annotation, cellular component: neuron projection; cytoplasm. Lineage: Eukaryota; Metazoa; Chordata; Mammalia; Rodentia; Muridae. The coding region runs from base 215 to 1849 and encodes 544 amino acids. Gene Ontology annotation, biological process: protein phosphorylation. Gene Ontology annotation, molecular function: calmodulin binding; ATP binding; calcium/calmodulin-dependent protein kinase activity. The record is from RefSeq and is a predicted model, not a curated record. The transcript has 22 exons.